UAGUAUUUAUUGGUUAGGUUACUAACUUAUCAUUCAUCACAUAGCCACCGCACAGACAUCGAAUGUCGCGCAUUUUUACGUCAUUAUGCAUGCUCGGUUAUUAUACACAUUUAAAAUUGGUGCGCUUUUUGCACGUAACCACAUAAACUCUACGACCAAUCACAGGAUUAUGUUGAUAGAAGUGGUUCUGUGAUUGGCGAUACGCAGGUUACGCUUAUGCAAGUUACGCUCCAUGUGGUGCCACCCUUAAAAUAGUGACUAACGUUAGAAUUACUAUAAAACAAACGAAGCGCAUCACAUUUGUUUGGAAAGUCGCAUACACGUGCAAUAAUGUUAAGUUUGUUCGAAUUUGCGCGUCUUCUUGAUAAUAAAGAAGAAUUAAUAGAUUUUUUAAUUCAGCAUGGCGUAUUAGCAAAUACAAUUAAGUGUAGUCGGUGCGGUAACGAUAUCAAUAUUAAUAAAGAUACAUUAAUAUAUCGAUGUACAAGACGAUCUUACAUAAAGAACGUACACAAGAGACGUGUUUCCAAGAUGUGCAACUUCUACAGAACUGCUAGAGUUGGUACUUGGUUCCAUCAAAGCAAUUUAGACAUUGCUACUAUCUGUAAGAUAGUAGCAUGUUUUUUGAUGUUCCGGCAUCCACGGCAGGACGACACAGUGGAUGAAACUGGCGUAGCGCGGGCCACAAUUGUAGAUUGGUUCAGUUUUUGCCGAGAGGUCUGUGUGUUCUGGGUAGACAAGCAUAGCGAGAAGCUCGGUGGCCCAGGACAUACAGUUGAGAUCGACGAGGCAAAAAUUGGAAAAAGAAAAUACAAUCGUGGCCGACUCGUUAAAGGGAACUGGAUUUUUGGAGGAUACGAGCGAGAAUCAAAGAAAGUCUUCAUCGUUCCAGUCGAGGAUCGGACAGAAGAGACACUCCUGAAGUGUAUCAAGGAAUGGAUUCUGCCAGGAACCACCAUCGUGUCAGAUUGUUGGAAAUCCUACAAUUGCUUAAACAAUGAAGGCUUCCAACAUCUGACAGUGAACCAUUCCUACAAUUUUGUCGAUCCUGAGAGUGGUGCACACACUCAACAUAUAGAGCGCGUUUGGAGAGAGGUUCAGGGAAAUAUUCCAAAAUACGGAACUAGAUCCGAACAUUAUGUUGGAUAUUUGUCCGAAUUUCUUUUCAAACGCACCUAUAGCCGACUGGAACGCAUUGAAGCUUUCUUUAAGACCAUCGCGGAGCUGUAUCCUCCAAUGUCCGAAAACUUGCCAGCAGAAUUCGAGGACCAACAGGAACCAAGUACCAGCACAGCUUGAAGACACAUUUCUUGUAUAUGUUCUUUAUACCAUUUUUGAUAUCAUUACCGCACUGACAUUAUCAUUACACUUAAUUGUAUUUGAAAAUAUGUUGAAUUAAAAAAUCUAUUAAUCUUUUAUACUUUAAUUUAUAAUUUCGCGCACUUGUCUUAACUCAACGUAUGCACAGCGCAUAUUUACGUCACUGCAUAUGAUGUGCAUUUAGUCCGAUUUCGUCGGUAUGACAGAUUUCCUAACCCUAAAAGUUGUCAACUUUAACAAUUAAUAUCUCGCUUCG
Messenger RNA from Vollenhovia emeryi, 1576 nucleotides. RefSeq lists its product as uncharacterized. Bases 331 to 1299 code for a protein of 322 amino acids. The transcript has 3 exons. Lineage: Eukaryota; Metazoa; Arthropoda; Insecta; Hymenoptera; Formicidae. The record is from RefSeq and is a predicted model, not a curated record.